Molecule: messenger RNA, 4228 nt
Organism: Dromaius novaehollandiae (emu)
Lineage: Eukaryota; Metazoa; Chordata; Aves; Casuariiformes; Dromaiidae
Gene: PIGA
Product: phosphatidylinositol glycan anchor biosynthesis class A
Exons: 6
Coding region: 118-1563 (481 amino acids)
Biological process (GO): GPI anchor biosynthetic process
Cellular component (GO): glycosylphosphatidylinositol-N-acetylglucosaminyltransferase (GPI-GnT) complex
Molecular function (GO): phosphatidylinositol N-acetylglucosaminyltransferase activity
Source: RefSeq, a predicted model, not a curated record
GGGAAAAAGGAAGAGGCAGGCCGCGGGGUUGCCGUGGUGACGGCGGCCGUGCCCGGAAAUGGGAGGGCGCCGGGCGGUGCCUGGGGAGCGCCGGCAGCCAGCAGGCGCGGGCCGGGGAUGGCGGCCGGGGGGCCGGCGCGGCGGGCGCACAGCGUCUGCAUGGUGUCGGACUUCUUCUACCCCAACAUGGGGGGCGUGGAGAGCCACAUCUACCAGCUGUCGCAGUGUCUCAUCGAGCGGGGCCACAAGGUCCUGGUGGUCACCCAUGCCUACGGGACCCGCAAAGGCAUCCGCUACCUCACCAACGGGCUGAAGGUCUACUACUUGCCCCUGAAGGUGAUGUACAACCAGUCCACAGCCACGACGCUCUUCCACAGCCUGCCUCUGCUCAGGUACAUAUUUGUGCGAGAGAGGGUCACCAUCGUCCAUGCCCACAGCUCCUUCUCUGCCAUGGCCCAUGAUGCGCUCUUCCAUGCCAAGUCCAUGGGGCUGCGGACCGUGUUCACGGACCACUCUCUCUUUGGGUUUGCGGAUGUCAGCUCAGUGCUAACCAACAAACUUCUGACUGUGUCCCUGUGCGAUACAAACCACAUAAUCUGUGUCUCUUAUACAAGUAAGGAAAACACAGUGCUGAGAGCAGCUCUGGAUCCUCAGAUAGUCUCUGUCAUCCCUAAUGCUGUGGACCCCACUGACUUCACUCCAGACCCAUCAAGAAGGGAUGACAGUACAAUAACGAUUGUUGUUGUCAGCAGACUUGUUUACAGAAAAGGUAUAGAUUUGCUUAGCGGUAUAAUUCCUGAGCUCUGUCAGAAAUAUCCAGAUUUACAUUUCUUAGUUGGAGGAGAAGGACCAAAGCGAAUCAUUCUGGAAGAAGUCCGGGAAAGAUACCAGCUACAUGACAGGGUGCGUCUUCUAGGAGCCUUGGAACACCAGGAUGUUAGAAACGUCCUAGUCCAGGGGCACAUUUUUCUCAAUACUUCUCUCACUGAGGCCUUUUGUAUGGCAAUUGUGGAAGCAGCAAGCUGUGGUUUACAGGUGGUGAGUACACGAGUUGGUGGGAUUCCUGAGGUGCUUCCAGAAAAUCUUAUUCUUUUAUGUGAACCCUCAGUGAAAUCUCUGUGUGAUGGAUUAGAAAAAGCCAUUGCCCAGCUCAGAUCAGGAACGUUGCCAUCUCCGGAAACUGUUCAUAAUAAAGUAAAGACGUUUUAUACAUGGAGGAAUGUAGCAGAGAGAACUGAGAAAGUGUAUGAGAGGGUUUCGGAUGAAGUGGUUUUAUCAAUGGAUGAGCGGCUCAACAGACUAAUAUCUCACUGCGGCCCGGUGACUGGUUAUAUUUUUGCUCUUUUUGCUGUUUUGAACUUUCUUUUCUUGGUGUUUCUGAGGUGGAUGACUCCAGAUUCCAUUAUUGAUGUUGCAAUAGAUGCCACAGGUCCUAAAGGUGCAUGGACUAAACAGUAUUUUCUUGGUAAAAAUGGAAGAGCUAAAGAAGAAAUUUUGAAUUCCUACAAUGCUCAAAGUGGAGAGAGGAAAAAAAUAAAAAAGCAUUGUUCACUAAAUGUUUAAAGCUUUCUGAUAGAGACAUUUUAAAAAUUCUUCAGCUUCUUUCCGAAAUUCUUGGAAAGAAGCUUGGUUAAAUGUGCUACCUCAAUUUAGAAUUAAGUUUCAUUUAGUUUUUGAACUCAUGGAAAUUUAUGCACAUCUAUUUUGCACUUAAAGCUGGGAGAGAACAUGGAUUUUCACAGCUUGGUGUCAAAAGUCAUUGAGGCAAAAGUAUUAGAUUUUUCUCCACAACUAGAAUAUUGUAGAAAGAGUGAACAUAAACUUUUGUGGUAUUUGGGAAAUCAAAACACAAAAAUUACUAGUGUGACAGUCUUCUGCCUGUGCAGCUUUAUUUUAUAGUUCUUCCUUUCUCUGACUGAAUUAGAUCAACCUGUUGCUAUGCCCAGAUUCAUUAUGGAUUUUUGGUAUUUUCAGAAGUGCUAAAUUUGUCCCAUUCACUUACACAUAUGAAAAUGGAGUAAAGCAUAUGGCUCUUUUUAUUUUAUUUCUUAAGUACAUAGGUGAAGGAAUGAUAUUAUUUAGAGAUUAGCAUAAUAUGAUAUAGCUUUCAGAAUCAGCUCAGGGCUGAAAACUCCUUCAGUAGUCUAUGCCAAAGUGUGAAGUGACACGUGUAAGAGAGGGAGAAUUUCUGAAGGACUGGACAAGCAUCAUCAUAUUCUUCGCCCCUCCCCCCACUUAUGGCAUAAAUGGCAUUUCAGUCCCUCUCUGGGAGGGACAAUAUUUAGUGUGUGUGAUUUCACCUAGACCACAUCAAAGGCACUGUCAGGCAGGUUCUGCAAGUUGAACCUUCUUGGGGAAAGUAUCCCUUAAAUGGAAAUAACCAAUAGAUAUACUUGUCAUGCAAGACACAUGGCUUCUUGCAACUGUUAGCAGCCCUAAGUAAGGUAUAGAUAUAUACCUGUGACAAUAGAAAGAACAUGUGAAUGGGUGAGAAGAGGCCAAGAGGACUUCUCACGUUUAUAUCAAAUAGCUCUUGGACUGCUCUCAUCUGAUGCACUUGAUUAACUUCUCUUUCAAGCAUCACUAAGGACUGAAAACUUUUAUGAUUUUAUGACCCUGUGCAUAGUGUAAUUUUGGACACUGUAUUAAUAUUAAAACUGUGCAAUAUGAAAAGAUCGUUUUCAAGCCCUUGAAGGGUAGUAUUUAAAACACAACCUCUGUCAAUGUUGUCUUGUUUCUGUUGAGAGGUAAGUAGCCUAACUUCUGCUGUUUUAUAAUUUAAUCAAACGUGUUUUCAUGAAACACUGAAAGGUAUAGUGAAAUACAUGUCAUAUACAAAGUCUAUUUUCUUUUAUUAGACUUUUUUAGCUUUUGAUAUUUAACAUACAAUAUGUAUUGUCUUACAACUUGAAUUUUUUUAAACUGCACAUUCAAAGUGGAGAUCAGCUACAAUGGUGCCACAGAGAUUAUUGAUAACUAGGUGGAAUUAAGGUAAUAUUUUACUUUUAAAAGCCUUCCUCCCCCCCCCCCCCCACCCUCUUUUUUUUUUUUUUUUUUUAAUUCUGGUUUAUUUCUUUUUUUGUUUCCCUCAACAUCUACAAACACAAAUUGAAGUUUAGACAGGAAAAUGAGAAUCUGUUCAAAAUAUUUUAUUUUAUUUUUUUCUUGUGCAGAUCAUUGCAUUUUUAGGUAUAACAUAAUAAGACUUUGUUAUAGUCCUGUGUAAUUUACAGAUUAUCUAAAAGUUUUACCUCGUGAUAAAGCAUAGAUAUUUCUUUAAUUGUAUGUUCCCAAAUAUUAGAAAGUACAGAAAUAUACUCAAUUAUUGCUGCUUCCCAUGACUGGUGUUUGUACCUCUUACAAUAAAUAUGACUGAUUUGAAAAAACAUUUUGCACAAGUGGCCAGAAAAAUUUAAUCUGUAAAUGGUUUAACUACAGCUAUACUGUUUCUCAAGUAAUGCAACUUAUAUUGCACAUAGCUCUCUGCAGGACUGAUUCACUUGCCUGCCUAAUGCAGUGAAGUAAAGGAAGGUGCAGCCGAAUCAUUCACUAGUUGUCAAAAGCAAAAGAAGCAAUAGGUGAAAUGGAAAGGCUUAAAUAAAACAAAAUUGUAACUGUAAACAAGUGGGCAGAAUUAAUUAAUAUUUUUUAGGAAUAUAUAUUCAAGAAAUGAAUAAAAACUUAAAAAUUAAAAAUGUUUCAGUUGUGCUUGUACACAACAUUUGAUCAUUUUGAAAUACUGAGAAAAUGUUACAACACAGAGAAUGAUACUGAGUAAUGUCUUGCAUGGAGGAAAGCCUCGUGUAUGGAGGAGGAGUGGGGAGUACCUAAAACCUUCUAUUUAGAAGCCACAUUCCUCCCCUUCGUAGAAGGGACCACAUAGUGCACCUGGAAGUGUUUUUACCAGCUUUAUUUCGGUGAUGGACUUCUUAAAUGGAUCUGCAAUGAAAUUCCAUUUCACAGGCACAGGGGAGAAAUUGAUGGUUCCAAUACAUUAUAUGCAUACACUAUGAAUUAAUGUAUAGACAGCAUGUUGAUAAUUGAAAAUUCUAUGUUAAACCAGAACAAGUAUCAUGUAAAAUAUGAAUAAAAGAUUCAUCUUCCAAAUGGUUUAUUGGGGGAUGUGGAUAUGUCUGUAAGAAGAUAACUACACUGUAAUGUACUUAUUUUUGUGCUCAAGUUUUUCUGUCUUUUUAAAAUAAACUUAUUUUUCUGCUUUUGAUAUUAA